Mastomys coucha (southern multimammate mouse) is the source of this 3594-nucleotide messenger RNA. It is a transcript of the gene Ccser2, whose product is annotated as coiled-coil serine rich protein 2. The record is from RefSeq and is a predicted model, not a curated record. Bases 258 to 2759 code for a protein of 833 amino acids. Lineage: Eukaryota; Metazoa; Chordata; Mammalia; Rodentia; Muridae. Gene Ontology annotation, cellular component: microtubule cytoskeleton. Gene Ontology annotation, molecular function: microtubule binding. The transcript has 11 exons. Gene Ontology annotation, biological process: microtubule bundle formation.
AGUCCAGGAGGGUGCCGGCCAAGGGAGGGGGCGCGGCGUCGGUGAAGACCGGCGCUCCCGCAGGCCGUGGAGGCGAUGCUGGCUGCUGCGGGGCAGGCGGCUGGACGGACGGGAAUGUGACGGGACCGCCCCUCGCCUCUCUCCCUUCCUCGGGCGGGCAGGUCGCUGGGCGACCCGCAGCCGGGCCGCGGCCGAGGAGGCAGCGCGACCUCCGCACGAUUCUGUCAAGUUUUAAGAACCAAUGCACCUUAUAGCCCAUGGAAGAAAAAACACAAAUCAAGACAUUUUUGGGUUCCAAGCUGCCGAAAUAUGGAAUGAAAUCUGUGAGAAGUACAUUGCAGCCGAUGCCAAAUGGGGCCACUGUGACUUUAUUAGGGACCUCCAAGAGUAGUAAUGUCAAAAGUUACAUAAAAAAUAAUGGCUCUGAUUGUUCAUUGUCCCAUUCAUUUAAUUGGAGAAAAACAAAUAAAUAUCAACUUGGUUCACAAAAUACAGCAGAACUUAGUAAUAUUCAAAGUACACAUGAUAAACUAAUUGAUCCUCAACAACAUGCGCCUGCUCCAGGAACGCUGGAUGGGAAUGGGAUAAAGGGAGGUUUGAAAAGUCCUUCCUUGUUCACAUCCAAGUUAGCAAGACCAUCAACCAUGUUUGUGUCAUCGGCAGAGGAGUUAAGUCAAAAAUCUUUUUCUGGACCAUCUAAUUUGGGUAAAUUUACCAAAGGCACAUUACUAGGAAGGACUUCAUAUUCUUCGGUCAAUGCGAAGUCACAUUUGAAUGCGUUUUAUGGGAACCGAUCCCCUGGUAACAUGCAGAAGCCAAGAGUGAACUCGUGUGCCAGCAGAAGUAGUUCUGGAGAAAGCUUAGCACAGUCCCCAGACAAUGCUGAAUCUAUUACUUGUGAAAAAAUGGUAAGGUCACAAAGUUUUUCACAUUCCAUUCAGAAUCCCUUCCUUCCACCUUCAUCUAUAACCAGAUCACAUUCCUUCAACAGAGCUGUAGACCUUACAAAGCCUUAUCAGAACCAACAGCUACCUGUUCGAGUGCCUCUCCGGUCAGGUAUGCUAACAAGAAGUUCUCGGCAGUCAGAAGUACUCAAUGGGAAUGAACACUUGGGGUUUGGUUUCAACAGGCCUUAUGCUGCUAGUGGAAAGAAACUGGCUUUAUCAAAUGGUCCAGGCGUAUCGUCCACUUUGGUUUAUAGAAUGGGUCAUCCCUCUCUACUGAAAUCUAGCCGACCUCCAUUUUCUGGGUCUAUGACAGUUGAUAGUAAUAAAAAUCCACCUGCUGACAUGUGCGUAGAGGAAGAAGGUAUGGUGUCGGCAAAGGACAGCUCUCCUGGUAAGGACCAAGAACUAAUUGAAAAUGAAAGUUACCGAAGAGACAAUGAUCAGACUAUGAAGCAUGAUUCUAAAAUUAGGUACCUGAGUGAUGAUGUGGAUGAUAUCUCCUUGUCAUCCUUGUCAUCUUCUGAUAAGAAUGAUUUAAGUGAAGAUUUCAGCGAUGAUUUUAUAGACUUAGAGGACUCCAACAGAACUAGAAUAACUCCUGAGGAGAUUACUCUCAAAGAAGAAAAGCAAGAGAAUGGGCCAUCAAAGGAUAUAUUUGAUUCUCCUAAGGAAAGUGAACAGAUCUUCAGUAAAGCUGACGAAUGGAUAGAUAUAAGUGUCUCUGACAGGAGUGAAUGUACAAAGCAUACAUCUGGAAACAACUUGAUUUCACCAGAUACGGAUUACAGAGCUGGGUCUUCAUUUGAACUCUCUCCAUCCGAUAGCUCAGAUGGAACAUACAUGUGGGAUGAAGAGGGCCUGGAACCCAUUGGCAGUGUCCAUCCUGUUGGCAGCUAUGAGUCCUCCGAAAUGAACAGCAUAGAUAUUCUGAAUAAUCUUGAAUCGUGUGACCUUGAGGAUGAUGACCUUAUGUUGGAUGUGGAUUUGCCGGAGGAUGCACCUCUUGAAAAUGUGGAGUGUGACAAUAUGAACCGCUUUGACCGAACAGACAGAAAUGUACGACAGUCGCAGGAUGGAUUUUGGAAAAGGCCACCACAGAGGUGGAGUGGACAGGACCAUUACCACCUUAGCCACCCUGACCACUAUCAUCACCAUGGAAAAAGUGACCUGAGCAGAGGCUCUCCUUAUAGAGAAUCUCCUUUGGGUCAUUUUGAAAGCUAUGGAGGGACCCCCUUUUUCCAGGCUCAGAAGAUGUUUGUUGAUGUGCCAGACAACACAGUGAUUUUGGAUGAGAUGACCCUCCGGCACAUGGUCCAGGAUUGCACAGCUGUAAAAACACAGUUACUGAAACUCAAGCGUCUGUUACACCAGCAUGACGGAAGUGGAUCAUUGCAUGAUGUUCAGUUAUCAUUGCCAUCGAGUCCAGAGCCAGAAGACGAUGAUCAGAUAUAUAAGAAUGAAGAUUUACUAAAUGAAAUAAAACAACUUAAAGAGGAAAUAGAGAAAAAAGAUGAAAAAAUCCAACUCUUAGAGCAUCAGCUUGCAACCCGAUGUAACUGCCACCAGAAAUCUAAAGAGGAAAAGUGUACAUAUGCUGAUAAAUAUACCCAGACACCCUGGAGAAGGAUUCCUGGUGGGUAUUCUGCUCCCUCCUUCUCUCCUUGGCAGGGCUCCUUCCAGGGGAUGCCACGGACUGUUCCACCGCACCGCAGACAGACCUCAAGUACUACAGCCUUCCAGCAGCCUUCCCAGAUCUACAGACCACGCCCAGGGAAAAUUAAUAAAGUCCCAACGUAUCGAGGCCCACAGUGAAUAUGCAGUUCAGGGCAUGUGUCCGGGUGGCGCACAUCCAGAUGGAAGCUUUACACAUGGCUUGCAACAAGACAGCAGCCGUGGUUUGGAAGAGCGUCCUUUCUCGUCAAGCCCACAGUUCACAGUGGAUGUGGUGAAGGACAUACCUUCUGAAACGAGCCUGAGCAUGACUGUGAAUGCUCAAGAGCCUUAUCAUUUCGCAGAAAAAAAACCCAGUGACAUGCAGUUUGUAAGUCCUCCUCCUCCUCAGACCCCUUCCCAGUCAAGUACAGUGGACCAGACUAAGAGGGGUGGAAGAAACCAGUGUCCUCAGCCCAAGUCCUUGCAGCUUUUAAAGCCAUCCAACCUGAGUUCUUUGUCACCUCCUCCAGAUUCUGAUUCAUCACCAAGUAGAACUUCCACAUGUAAGAAGGCACCAGGAACCACACCAUGCAAUUCAAAACAUCAGCCAACAUCCAAACAAAACAACCCUGCAAAUCAUUUGAAUCUGAAAACAUCUAAGCUCCGUCCCCCUUCUGGCUCUUUCAAGCAAAAACAAAUAAGCAGUCCUCAAGUAGAGCCUCAAAACUUCCAGGCCAAGACAAGCAUCCCAAGGCCCUUAGCACGACCAAAAGAGCUGCAUGCCCCACACAGCAGUUUGCAUUCUGGGGAUUGUGUGGCCUCUAAUCGAUAUUCUCGUCUUCCUAAACCAAAGAUACAUUAAGUGCACAGUCAUCACCUGCCAGUUUGUUUUUUGAAAACAGUCUGCUCUCUAAUAGCUUUAUGUGCAGCUUAUUACUAUGUCGGAGGUUCCAUUUCAGCAAAUCUUAAAAUUAAAAUGCAGAAGCUUCUACUA